Messenger RNA from Glycine soja, 1695 nucleotides. RefSeq names its product putative UPF0481 protein At3g02645. The transcript has 2 exons. Lineage: Eukaryota; Viridiplantae; Streptophyta; Magnoliopsida; Fabales; Fabaceae. The record is from RefSeq and is a predicted model, not a curated record. The coding region runs from base 115 to 1392 and encodes 425 amino acids.
CCCAUAGGCUUCUGGCUCUUUCUUUUUUUCUUCUAUCCACAAACAAUAAACCCAACUAAGUCGCAUAAGCUUGUUAAGUUUAUUGCAUUUUUGGCUUCUGCGAAGAUAACUAGAAUGAGGAACCAGGAUGAUGUUGUGAACAGUAUUAGGGCGAUGCUGGAGAAGGCAGAGGCACCCGUAACUGAUGAGUGUUGCAUCUACAGAGUCCCCUUUGAUAUCCGCAAGCUCAACGAAGAUGCCUACACCCCCAAGGUCGUUUCCAUAGGCCCUUUUCACCACAAAGGCAAUCCUCGCCUUCAAAACAUGGAGAAACACAAACUCAUCUAUUGCAACGCAUUUCUUAAACGUUCCAACACAGGCUUGGAGACCUGGAUCCGCUACAUACAGGACGUAGAGCCCCGAUUCCGUAGCUGUUACUCAGACGCCCUUGAGUUCACCAAGGAGGAGCUGCUGAAAAUCAUCCUUGUGGAUUCUGGUUUUAUAUUUGAGCUUUUUUGGUUGACCUAUUAUGAAGAAAACUCAGGGAACAAUGGAUCGAUUCUUUUAAAACCCUGGUUGACUACUAAUGUAAGAUUGGAUCUGUUGUUGCUUGAGAACCAACUUCCUUUUUUUGUUCUCGACCAUCUUUUCGGUCUCUCGAUGCAGUCUUACACCUCUACAUCUGGCCGCGGCGGUAAAAAGAAUAUCCCUCCAUUUAUUGCUUUUACAUUUGACUAUUUUUCCUUUUACAAUAGAUCCGAAUUGAACUUCCAUGGUGUUAUGAUAAAACACUUCACGGAUCUCUUAAGAACUUUUCACCUGCAACAUCCUCAGCAAAAUCGCAUCGAGAAGACAGUUGUACAUCUUCCCAGUGCUGCUGAGUUGUCGGAAGCAGGGGUGAGGUUUAAGGCUAACACCACAAGCAAAUGCUGCUUGCUGGACUUGAAAUUUUCAGGAGGUGUUCUUGAAAUCCCGCAGUUGAAAGUGCAAGAUUGGACUGAACUUAUAUUUCGCAAUAUGGUGGCUUUGGAGCAGUGUCAUUAUCCCUACCAUUCCUUUGUUACAGACUAUGUUGCUGUUUUGGACUUCCUUGUAAAUACCAGUAGAGAUGUGGAUGUACUUGUUCGAAAGGGAGUACUCGUUAACUGGCUAGGGGAUAGCGAUUCUGUGGCUGACAUGUUUAAUGGUCUUUGGAAAAAUGUUACACAUAUAAAUUUCAGUUCCCAUUACUCUGAACUCUGCCAAAAGUUGAAUGCUUUUUGUAGAAACCCUUGCCAUAAAUUGAAGUCCACUCUUAGGCGAGAUUAUUGUAAGACUCCUUGGCAAAUUGCUGUUUCCAUUGCUGGAAUUGUUCUCCUUGUUCUCUCUUUGGUUCAAUCAGUUUGUUCUGUCUUGCAAGUAAUACAACAAUAGAGUAUAUGCCUCCCCUCAGCCCGAAAGGCCAGGUGCUGUAACAUAUUAAUUUACUCCUUCCCAAAAUUACUCAUCACGACGGGAUGAUGAUGGGUAUGCAUGAAGUCCCCUCCUUCCUUAUUCCUCCUUUGUUUUUUUUUUUUUUUUUCAAUUUUAUGUUCGCUAGCUCUUCUUUAUUGCACAAUUAUUAGGAACUCAACUGUCCUUUUUUGUUUUUGUUUGGUUUGCUUUGUUGUAGCCAAUUAUUAUCACUGUCUUUGUUUUAUAUAUUAUAUAUUUAGAUUUCUUUUGUUUUUGUUUCUU